This is a messenger RNA of Camelus dromedarius (Arabian camel), 2898 nucleotides long. It is a transcript of the gene RBBP9, whose product is annotated as RB binding protein 9, serine hydrolase. The coding region runs from base 41 to 601 and encodes 186 amino acids. Gene Ontology annotation, molecular function: hydrolase activity. The record is from RefSeq and is a predicted model, not a curated record. The transcript has 5 exons. NCBI's taxonomy places the organism in Eukaryota, Metazoa, Chordata, Mammalia, Artiodactyla, Camelidae.
CCUGGCGGGGAUAGGGCCCCGGGCGCCUUGGGUCAGGCUCAUGGCUUCUCCUAGCAAGGCUGUCAUUGUCCCAGGCAACGGCGGCGGGGAUGUGGCCACGCAAGGCUGGUACGGCUGGGUGAAGAAGGGGCUGGAGCAGAUACCUGGUUUCCAGUGUUUGGCUAAAAACAUGCCUGACCCAAUCACAGCUCGGGAGAGCAUCUGGCUGCCCUUCAUGGAGGCGGAGCUGCACUGUGACGAAAACACCAUCAUCAUAGGCCACAGUUCCGGGGCCGUCGCGGCCAUGAGGUACGCAGAAACCCAUCAGGUGUACGCCAUCGUGUUAGUGUCUGCGUACACGUCCGACCUGGGGGAUGAGAACGAGCGUGCAAGCGGGUACUUCAGCCGCCCCUGGCAGUGGGAGAAGAUCAAAGCCAACUGCCCUCAUAUUAUGCAGUUUGGCUCCACCGAUGACCCCUUCCUUCCUUGGAAGGAGCAACAAGAAGUGGCUGACAGGUUGGAAGCCAAAUUGUACAGGUUCACCGACCGCGGCCACUUUCAGAACACGGAGUUUCACGAGCUGGUCAGCGUGGUCAGGUCCAUGCUGAGCGCGCAGGCGUAGACGGCGUGGCACCUGCUGCCGGGCACGUGGGCGUGGGAGUGGGGCAGCGAUCAGACUAGUUACAGACCGCAGUUCUCAGGUGACUGCUGGACACACAAAGCGGGUCAAAUUGAGUUCCAAAGAAGCCUAAAAAACACACAAGUUUCCACGUUCAAACUAAAUUAAAAACAGCAUUUUCAUUUUCUAUAGACUCUGCAUCGCCUCAAAUUGCUAUGACCUAAAGCAGUAUUUUUCCCAUUUGAUAAGGGACAUGGGACAGCUUAACCACCCUUAUCUGUCCAAAGUGAAUAAGACAGAAAUGAAACCCAGGUUUCCUGACUCCCAGUGCAGACUAGGUCACAGCCGACCUGGUCAGUGUAAGACCAGACUGGUGAGGAUUAGGGCGACGUGGAGAGCUCCUGCCGUGCUGUCUGGAUUGUUGCCAUGUGGGAAUUCAGCAGCGUAUUGCCAAUUUCCUGAUUUUUCAAGGAAAAAAAAUUCAUAUGGUGGUUUUUGUAUUUAGGGCCUAUGAGUGUAUGUAUAUAUGUAUAAUCCAUAUGUACAUGAAUUAUGUUCAGUCCAUAAACAUAUGGGGUCUGUUAGUUGGCAACUACAGUGCAAGUACAAAGUUUGCAAACACCACAAGGCACACAAAGUCCAAGCCGUCCUUUGUGACAUCUGCUGCUUUGCUUAGACAGGAGCUUAAAUGGUUCUCUGUAAAGCCGAGAAACGGACACAGUGUCAAAGGAUGAAAUCAUGGGAACAAUUUGGAUUUUGUUACGAAGUCUUAAAUAUUGUUCAAACUCAUCUUUCCAUCCCUCAAAUUUUGUUCUGUGAAUGUUCUACCUCUGUAACUUCCAAGGCCUUUCGGAGCUCUUUCUGCAUCAUUCCAUGAUUUUUCCUCUAAUCAUACUCCCUCAGAAAAACCCUUCUUCAUUUCCUAACAUUUCUGGGCUGUUACGAUCCCCAGUAUUCUCUCUAACCAUCCCCCGCGAAUUUACACCUGACACUUGCUGUGACGACAUGAAUGCCCUGUUCACACCUGAUGAAGAUUCAGAGCCAUCACUUUAACCUGAAAAGUCUUCUGAUUUCUAAAUGUGCUCAAAGCCAGGAGAGCUUCUCUAAACUUCUAGCAGCAGUCCUCUUAGGGGACGGGAAUUUGGGAGGCACGGUGUGCUGGACAUCUUUUUCACGUUAUACACCUGAGGGUUAUUUGAGUUUGUUGCACUCAAUGUGUAUUACUUUUAUCAUUAAAAAUAAAGAUAAACAGCUUAUUUGACAAGUUAGUGAAACGCAAAGUAGAUAAAUCAGUUGAAUAAUGUUUUUAGAGAGGUUGUUUUUUAGCAUUGAUUUGACCAUGCCUAUAAUCAAAGUUUGAUUCUAUUUGAAUUAUUUGGAAAUAGUAAUUGUUCUGCUUAUUCUCUGCCUUUUUUUUUUUGGGAGUCCCUUCUUAAAAAAAUCACAAACUUAUACCAAUAACAGUUCAUAAUACUUUGUUGUUUUCUUCCUCCAAAAAAAUAAAUAUAUGUAAUUGAGAAAUAAUUAAUUUCGAUAUUCUUCAUUCCUUUAAAAAUAACUUGAGUACAGAGCUAUAUGAUUGUUGAGUUGUGCCGCCUAGUUUGGUAGGCGGUAACCAUAGGGAGCUAUAAAACAUUCUGUUCUUCAUUCACAGAAGCCGCGUUUCAGGUGCUCACCAGCCAGGGGUGACUAGUGGCUACCUUACUGGGCAGCAGAUACACAGCAUUCCCAUCCUGAUAGAACAGCACUGGUCACGUGUUUUAUUCUUCUCUCACCCACCAUCAAAGUAAAAUUAACUCAAUGUGAAUUCACUUCUGUUUCAUGGAAUAAUCCCACAUGAACUGUCCAUUUAAACCAUCACAUCAUGGCCCCUCAUGAUUCUGUGUUUGACUCUCUACAGAUCAUUAUAAAGCAGAGAGGGGCCUUGAUAGACACCAGGGAGUAUCUGUUUUCAGGAAAGCAAAGUACCUUACUCUAAAUGGAAGUAAACUGUAAGGGUUAGGGUUUCACUUAACAAUCUGAUUUUUUGGUGGUGGUGUAAGUCUAGAGCCUGCAAUUUGUUCUGGUCACGAUCUUCUCCUGUAGGGGAACUAUCCACGUGAUUGUCAUCAGAGGUGUUUGUAUUUUUAAAUUAUUGUCUCUUCAUAAUGUUGAGAAUGAAAGACAAGCUAAUGGAAAAAAAUUUAAAGGGGCUCUUUAUCCUGGGAGGCAAGGAAUACUUUGUUUUAGCCAUUGAUUGUAAGCUUUAAAAAAUCUCUGGUUAUUAACACAUAAUGCAAAGUCUGUAUUUAAAACAUAAA